Molecule: messenger RNA, 801 nt
Organism: Phyllotreta striolata
Lineage: Eukaryota; Metazoa; Arthropoda; Insecta; Coleoptera; Chrysomelidae
Source: the annotation of a GenBank genome assembly
AUGUUGCAAAAAACUGGCUCUGCUGAAUCCUGGGAGUUUCCUUGGGAUGUAAAAACGAAAACCAACCGUCCUCAAACCGUUCAAUCCAACCAAACCGGUCGAAAUGUCGACGAAAUUGCCUUUAUUUUAUGCUGUUUAGGCGUUUUUAUGCUAAGUUCUAGCAUAGUUUUAAUCGGAGUUUCGACGUGGUCUUUGAUAAAGAAAUCGUUUUACUCUUACUUGUUGGACAUCAGAGUGGACAUACCGUAUUUUAGCAUACCAGCAGCGUUUAUUUUGCUACCCGGAUUCUGGAUUGCCAUUUGGAUACACAAUGACGAAGAAAGGCGCCAACUCUCUCACCUGCUGCUAUCUAUCAUAAUCAUAUCCAGCGGAUUAAUCAUAACAGGAACGUCCGUUGGAUUGCUGUAUUCGGUCAGAGUGAGUUCGAAUUACUCUCAAUUAUAUUAUUCGUUGAGAAACGAUGAUUUGAACAAAACCUUAGCCCCUAAAUUUAUGAACUACAAUACCAGCGAAAUUGUAGCGAAGACUUGGGAUAGAAUGCAGCAGAAUUUAAAAUGUUGCGGGAUUUCGAACAGCGCCGAUUGGGGCGUUAUCGGUCUGGGCAUCCCCGACUCUUGUUGUCAAGAAAUGAAAUGCACUAUUGAAAAUUCGUACAAGAGAUCCUGCUUGGAUUCGAUCAGCAGGGACUUGGUGUGGCAGCAGAAUAUUUUGAAAUCUCACUGUUACAUAAUGACAGGGGCGCAGGUGCUUAGUGGAAUUGUGUCGACGGGGUUUUAUAUUUCAAAGAAGUUUUCGAAAUGA